CCUUCCCUCCCUCCCCUCUCUCCUUCCCUCCCUCCCUCGGCUGCGGAAAUGACACAAAGUUACAUCACGGAGCGGAAACCACGGAGAAAAAAAACCACGCAGAGAGAAAGAGAGAAACACAGAGACAGUGAUCGCUGCGCUACAGGGAGCUCCCGCCCGCCCGCCCUCACCCACCCACUGUGGGGCAGGUGUGCAGCAGGUUUACAAUGAACAGCACAGAAAAGGACGAUAAGAGUGAAAUCAGAACACCAUUCAGAGGUCUAAACCCUUCAGUCAGCAAGGAUGAAGAAUUGGAAAAUGAAGACACUGUAACAGACGUCAAUAUUGAGGUGGUCAAAGUAAAGAUGGAAGAUGAUGAAGAUGAGGAUGGUUUUAGCCCAGACACAGCUGCAGAAAACAGCAUUGUACCCAACGCACUAAAACGGAAACAGAUACACAAUGGUUUUGGUGAGACGACCCUAGACCAUGAAAGCCCCAUCAUCUAUAAAUGGAGAAGACUUAACUGUGAGGACAUGCUUGCCAGUUUGAGGGGCUCCAGCUCUUCCCAGAGGUUCCUGGAGGGUACAAGCAGGAUGAGGGAAACCAGCGAUGCUUCGUUGCUGGGGAACGACGAGACUGUGCGGGCUGGACCCUCCUUCGGGAAGCCCCUGUACGGCAUCACGCACAAGAUCUCGGACCGACGGAGCCUGCUAAAGGGAGAGCAGCAGUCGGCCACUGAAGAAGGCUUCCUCAACAGCCUCCUCCAGCAACACCACCUGACCGACGGCCACAAGAACUACUCUAGCAACCUGUUGCCCCAGGCCACUGGAGCCGAGCCCACCCUCUACUCCCUGAUCCACAAGAUGUUCUUCACCCUCAACACGCUGAACUCCACCAUGACCCAGCUCCACAGCAAGAUCGACCUGCUGUCGCUGGAGGUGGACCGCAUCAAGAGGCACGUCAGCCCAGGAGAGUCGGUGCUGGACUUCCCACCACCGGCCGAGUACCGGCUGAACAACGGUGAGCUGAAGCAACUCCUGGAGCAGAGCUCGUCCCCGGGGGACCUCUCCUGCCGCCUGCUCCUCCAGCUCUUCCCGGAGCUCUUGGCCGAAGACCAGGCUGACGUGGGUUGCCGAGCGUGCAGCGCCACACCCACGAGGAAGCUGGACACCCUCCACCUCCAGCUCAUCCGAAACUACGUGGAGGUUUGCUACCCGUCGGGCGGGAAUGGCGACGUGUGGAGGGCGGACUGCCUCCCGCAGCUCAACGACUUCUUCAACAGCUUCUGGACACAGAGGGAGAUGGAGAGCAGUCAGCAGAUCUCCAAGGUGGUCAGCAUCGACCGGGAAGACCAUGACAUGGGUCAAGCCCAGUCUAACAGCCAUGUGGAGGACAACCCGCAUGAGGAAGCCCUGUCCUUGGACUCCCCCAGCAGCGUCAACUCGGACUUGGUGCUGGAAGCCCAGGAGAUCAGUGAGUACCUAGAGGGGGCCUCGUCGCCCGGUGAAUUUGCUGCCUUGCUCCUCCACCGCCUCUUUACGGAGCUCUUUGACUCCAGGCGCUUGGCGUCACAGUACAGCUGCCGCGACUCUCCGGGCAAGCAAGCCCUGGACCCCCAGAAGAUGCAGGUGGUGAGGAGAUACUGCGAGAUCCACUACCCUGAGGUGCGGGACGAGGAGGCGUGGACGGAGCUGGUGGAGCGGCGGCUCGACCAGGAGCUGGAGUGCGUCCACUCUGACGACAGCGACUCGGACAGGCAGAGGGACGAGAGCAUUGGGACCUCCAAUGCCACAAUGGUGGGCAGCCAAGAGGACCUCGAAAGGUCCAUACCGAAGUUCUGGCUGGAGCCCGUGGACUUCAAUCAGUUGGAGAUACCUCCUCCGGACUUUGAGGUGCCCUGCCCGCAACACAUCCUCGAUAAACACCAGUUGAAGAACAUCUACGAGAAAAGCCGGUCCUUCCGCAACUUUGCCUCCCGCCUGUUGGUGCAGUUCUUCCCCGAGCUCUUCACUCCGGAGAACCUGAGGAAGCAGUACAACUGCAGCGGGUCCCUGGGCAAGAAGCAACUGGACCCCGUGAGGAUCAAGCUCAUCCGCCACUACGUGCAGCUGAUUUGCCCCAGGGCCAAACGCGACAAGACCUGGAAACGCGAGUUUAUGUCCAAGUUGGACGAACGCUGCCGCCGAUGGGACAUGGAGCAACGGCGCGUCUACCACCAGCAGAUAAAGAAGUCCAUCCCAUACCGCGACAGAGUGAAGGAAAAGCAGAUGCAAAAGCAGGCCAAGAGGGACUCCGUUCAACCACAGGCAGCACGAGACCGGACAGAACGCUAUUACGGAAACUUCUGCAAGGUCCCCCUCCAACAACUCAUCUUCCCCACUGUCGACUUCCCCGUGCCCACCAAGCAUCUAGUGUCCAACAAAGAUCUAAAGGAGAUAGUCCAGGACAGUCUGUCGGUCGGGAACUUGUGCGCCCGGCUUCUGGUCAGGAUCUUCCCUGAGCUGUUUACGUCCGAAAACCUGAGAGUGCAGUACAACCAUUCGGGGGCGUGUAACAAGAAGCAACUGGACCCAGUGCGCCUGAAGCUGAUCCGCCAUUAUGUGAAGGCAGUUUACCCUCCGGCCAAGAGUGAUCAGGUGUGGAACUUGGAGUGUAUUCCCAGCAUCGACGAGAGGUGUAGAAGACCCAACUGGAGGAAGUCCAAGGUGACCGCAGACUCCAAGGAUAAGAAACGCUAAACGUGACACAGACACAAAAAGCUGGAGUAACUCAGCGGGUCAGGCAGCAUCUCUGGAGAGAAGGAAUGGAUGACGUUUCAGGUCGAGACCCUUCUUCAGACUUUCAAACGUUUCUCCCUCAGCCCUCCUUCGAAAUAUCAAACUGGUGUUUUCACUUCUCUAUAAGGAGGUUCACCACAAAAUAGUGACUCGUUUGUAAAGUUGACCACAGGGCAGAUAAGGUGUGAAUAUUUGUUUUAAACUUCAAAAGAUCAAUGAGUGCCGGCUCAAUAGAGAACCCACAGAGGGAGUUACCACCCACCUGAUUGUUUCAUCUUAGUUUAGUUUAGAGAUACAGCGCGGAAAUAGGUCCUUGGGCCCACGGAGCCCACGCCGACCAGCGAUCACUAUCCUAGAAACUAGGGACAAUUUACUUAAGCUAAUUAGCCGACACUGCCCUACUUUGACAAAAGGAAGCAACUGACAGAAAGGCGUUUUUGUUGUAAAUGAGGAAAACGUGUUUUUCUUGCAGCUCUUUGUGAUGGAAUUUCUUAUUUCUCUGGUAUAAAUAUUUUCAAAUUGUACUCAUUGAAGACUUAUUUUGUUCACCAUUGUGUAGAGCAUAUCUCAAAUGUCCUAAAACAAGCAAUAAUUCGAUUUUGACAAAAUUGUCAGUUGCUUCCUUUUGUCAAAUUAGGGCAGUACAAACCUGUAUGUCUUUUGAGUGGGAGGAAACCAGAGUACCUGGAGAAAACCCACGUGGUCACAGGGAGAAUGCACAAACUUCGUACAGACAGCACCCGUAGUCAGGAUCAAACCCGGGUCUCCAGCGCUGUAAGGCAGCAACUCCACCGUUGUGCCACCUUGCCACACUGUUUAGCUUAGUUUGGAGAUACAGCCCCUUUGUCCCACCAAAUCCGUGCCAACCAGCCAUCACCCUGUACACAUUAGUUCUAUUCUACACACUAGGGACAAUUUACAGAAGCCAAUUCACCUCCAAACCCCCAUGUCUUUGGGAUAUGGGUGGUAACCGGAGCAUCCGGAGAAAUCCCAGGCUACUGUUUGGGUUUGGAGAUCUGGUUUCAGAUACAAGAGGGAAAGAUGGAGUGAAGCUGGUCCCUCAAUGGGAAUUUUCUUAAUGCUCAUGUUCAUACGUUAUAGGAACAGAAUUAGGUUCCUAGACAGCCCAUCAAGUCUACUCCAUUCAAUCCUGGCUGAUCCAUCUUUCCCUCAACCCCAUUCUCCUGCCUUCUCCCCAAAACUCCUGACACCCGUACUAAUCAAGAAUCUGUCAAUCUGCGCCUUAAAAAAUAUCCAUUGACGUGGCCUCAACACCUUCUGUAGCAAUGAAUUCCAGAUUCACCACCCUCUGACUAUAGAAAUUCCUCCUCAUCUCUUUUCUGAAGGUAUGUCCUUUUAAUGUGAGGCUAUGUCCAAUGGUCCUAGACUCUCCCACUAGUGGAAACAUCCUCUCCACAUCCACUCUAUCCGGGCCUUUUUCUUUUUAAUUGUAUGUAGUUUAUGCAUUUUGACUGGCAAUCAAGCACAUAUUUUAGGAUUUGUUUAUCACCUGACACUUGAAUAUAAAUAGUCACAAAAUGUUGGAGUAACUCAGCGGAUCAGGCAGCAUCUCUGGAGAGAAGGAAUGGGUGAUGUUUCGGGUCGACCAGAAACGUCACCCAAUCCUUAUCUCCAGUCAUGCUGCCUGUCCCACUGAAUUACUCCAGCAAUUUGUGUCUAUCUUCGGUGUAAACCAGCAUCUGCAGUUCCUUCCUACACACCACACUUGGAUAUGCUAUAUAGCUAUAUAUCAUUUAGGUAUAUUUGUGUAUGUCAGUUAUCUAUAACCCAACUCACACAGGUAAUGUUUUAAAUAGAUUUAUUGCCUAUCUAGAAAAAUCUGUAUUAAAAAAUAGACAUUAAAUUGUACAUCUUCUCAAGAUU
Molecule: messenger RNA, 4640 nt
Organism: Amblyraja radiata (thorny skate)
Lineage: Eukaryota; Metazoa; Chordata; Chondrichthyes; Rajiformes; Rajidae
Product: BEN domain-containing protein 3-like
Exons: 4
Coding region: 207-2717 (836 amino acids)
Biological process (GO): negative regulation of transcription by RNA polymerase II; rDNA heterochromatin formation
Cellular component (GO): heterochromatin
Molecular function (GO): rDNA binding
Source: RefSeq, a predicted model, not a curated record